Molecule: messenger RNA, 963 nt
Organism: Ascochyta rabiei
Lineage: Eukaryota; Fungi; Ascomycota; Dothideomycetes; Pleosporales; Didymellaceae
Exons: 1
Coding region: 1-963 (320 amino acids)
Source: RefSeq, a predicted model, not a curated record
AUGAAGCCAACCAUGUUCCUGACCGCUGCCUUCGCAGCCCUUGUUACUGCCGCAGCUCUGCCUGUUCUUGAGAUCAGCAGCAGCCCAGUCGCCGCCACUUCAGUCUCUGUCGAGAGCGCUUCGACUACCUCUACGCUGACCUCCGAGCUGUAUCAACGCCUGAACGACACCGCCACCUCUGGUGCCACUGUCAGUUCCGUGACUGCGUCCGCAGUGCCCCAAGAGUCCAGCAUUGGAAACCACAAUCUUCACGAUGCCGAUGUCGUCGUCGACGCUUUGACCGCCUCCGACCCUAGCCAGGAGUCAACAGGCUGGGAGUACGAGGAACACUCCAUCAACACACGCUUGACAGACCUGAUCCGCCUCAUCACCUCCCUCGGCCACAUUCACCAGGCUAUCCUUGAGGUGGAGCCACUCAACUUCUCUCCUACCGAGACUGAUGCAGACAGCUACAUCCACAAGUGGAUGUACAGAUACAUCUUUCAGUCAGACGUAGACGCACGCAAGAGCGAAGCUCAAAGCUUGUUGAGGGUGGUACGUCGUCAGUCAUCGCGCGAGGUGCUGGUGUGGGCUAAAGGGCUCAAGUCAGCUGCGUACCAAUUCGUUGGUCGCGAGGUGAAAUACAUCGAGAGUCAAGUCUAUGGGAAGGAAAAGCAGUACGUCAGGGCCACAGUCACAAGUAUGUGGGAUGAGGCAUUUUCUUCGGAGGACAUCGACCUGCUUGUUACCGGCGCUGCCGCGGAUACCUCCUUGGCCCACUCAGACGGGUGCGGGUUAUUCUGCGAAGAAGACGAUGUUGACGAUGCGAUGGACGAGAUGGAUAUCGCCGUUGAAUGUCACUGCAUCCAGGGAUUCGACGAGUGCCCCGUGGCCGGAUGGGUUCUUGAAGCUGCGAAGAAAAUGUGCGAGAAGGACCCAUGGGGGCCUGGAGAUGGCCCGGAUGAUGUUGCUCAAGUUGAGUAG